AUGGUAUGUGACGGCCAGUUUGAAUCUUGCAUGGAAGAGAUUACCGACGUCGGUGGUUUUCGAGCUGCAGCCCGACACGUGUACAACAGACAGGGAUUACGCGGAUUUUGGCGUGGUAACGGGUUGAGCGUGCUAAAGUCAUCACCCGAGUUCGCCAUCAAGUUUAGCGUAUACGACUACACAAAACGUCAGCUGAAAGCAUCCCGGAACGAUGGCCACUUGGAUGCCCGUGACAGGUUCGUGGCCGGGGCGGUGGCCGGUGUGUUUGGCCAGACAUUCCUGUACCCGCUCGAUACUGUAAAAACACGUCUGAUCGUGGGCAAAUACACGAAUACCAUGGACGUGGUGGUCAAGACUUACAAAAACGGAGGCGCGUCUGCAUUUUUUAAAGGUUUCUGGCCUAGUACAUUAAGUAUUUUCUUGUUUACUGGCAUUGAGCUUAUGACUUACGAACAUAUCAAGGAAAAUUAUUCCCAUUACUGUGAAAAAGACGACUGCCUGAGGUUGAUUGUUAACUUUUACUCGGCAUUUAUCUCCAGCACUGUGGGUGUCGUGAUAUGUUAUCCAAUAUCUACUGUUAUCACUAGACUUCAAAUUGAUGACGGACGCUCGAGCGGAACGAUGAAAAAGGUGUCGGAAAAAUGUGGCCAGCGGCGGCCUUUUUCGGCCAACUUCCUAUGCAACGGUCUACUGCUUUACAGAGGCAUCGGCGGCAGUAUCGUGAAAAUGUUACCCACCACUUCCAUUGGCUACGUGAUCUACGAAGAGUUGUGCAAGUCGUUCGGCGUACGGAUGUCGUGAAACAUAUUACAUUUCCACACGGGAUAGAAGCGGUGAUACCACACCAACCGCACGCACUUUCACGCUUCUGCGAACAUUAUUACACGUUUGUCAUUAUUUCGAAUCGAUACAUUGUUUUUUCGCAUCGG
Molecule: messenger RNA, 929 nt
Organism: Rhopalosiphum maidis (corn leaf aphid)
Lineage: Eukaryota; Metazoa; Arthropoda; Insecta; Hemiptera; Aphididae
Product: calcium-binding mitochondrial carrier protein SCaMC-1-like
Exons: 6
Coding region: 1-801 (266 amino acids)
Biological process (GO): transmembrane transport
Molecular function (GO): ATP transmembrane transporter activity
Source: RefSeq, a predicted model, not a curated record